Panicum virgatum (switchgrass) is the source of this 2413-nucleotide messenger RNA. RefSeq names its product zinc finger BED domain-containing protein RICESLEEPER 2-like. The record is from RefSeq and is a predicted model, not a curated record. The transcript is spliced from 5 exons. Gene Ontology annotation, molecular function: protein dimerization activity; DNA binding. The coding region runs from base 1 to 1707 and encodes 568 amino acids. NCBI's taxonomy places the organism in Eukaryota, Viridiplantae, Streptophyta, Magnoliopsida, Poales, Poaceae.
AUGAGCCAAUCUUCUUGUGUAAGAUCUCUACGUGCGCCUCCAAAGCACACUACCAAGCAGAUCUGGCGACCGGCCUUCAAGGCCUUGGUCGAGCGAGCUGUCAUCCACCUGCUACCACAGCUGCAGCUCGAGCAGAGGCUGCCCCGGGAGCAGCAGCCUGCCGGAGACGCCGGUGUGGCCGUCAAGGUGUUGGACGCCAAGAAGCACAAGCUAGCAUUCUUGGUUACUAGAGGGGACAAACUUGUAUCUCUGUUUACCAUUAUUGUGCUGAAGGUGGAAGUGGAUAGGAUGACGGAUGUGCCACACCUUCAAGGAGUUGGAGAAGGACACUCAAGUGGUAGAAAGCGAAAGAGAAUGCCUCGAGCAACCAGUGCUCCACUAGUAGAAGUAGUUGAAGGAGUAGACCUCAAUAACAAUGCUCCGGAAGUUGAACAAAUUCAGUCAAGCAAUGCAGUACAACCAAAUGAUGAUAAUGAGCUUCUUGGUGAUGGAGAGAACAACCAGGGCAUUGGUGAUGGCGAGGAUCAGAACAUGGGUGACGGUUCGGAGGAUCGGGACUUCGGUGAUGGUUGGGAGAAUGAGGACUUUGGAGAUGGUUGGGAGGAUGAGAUGGAUGAAGAUAGGGCUGGAUGUGUUGAUGGUCGAAUUGAACCAACAAUGAUUCGCAAAAGUGUUAAGUUCAUAGAAGGAUCUACAUCACGGAAGCAAAAAUUUGAAGAGAUCAUUCAGCUGCUAGGUAUAGAAUAUGAUACGCGCCCUAACCUUGAUACACCUACCCGGUGGAAUGCUACAUAUCUUAUGCUUAACUGUUGCUUGCAAUUGAAGAGAGCUUUCGAGUCACUUGCACAACAAGAUCAGGAGUAUACCCAUGCACCAUCGGUUGAAGAGUGGGAAAAUGCACGAAUGGUUUGCGUAUUCCUGAAAACUUUCUAUGAUGCAACCAUGGUCAUCUCGGGAUCUCAUUAUCCAACAGCAAAUCUAUAUUUUCAUGAGAUCUGGGAAGUUAAGGUUGCCAUGGAUAAUCCCCAGGUGAAUGAUGACCUCCUUGAGACAAUCCAGUAUAUGCAGAGGAAAUUUAAAAGAUACUGGAAAUUGACAUGGUUGCAAAUUUCAUUUCCAGUCAUUUUUGAUCCAAGGUUUAAGCUUGCAUUCAUUGACUUCCGUCUAAAACAAGUAUUUGGGAGUGCAGCUGAGGCAAAGAUUGCUACAUUGAAGAAAGUUUUGCUCGAACUGUUCAAGGAUUAUUCUCAAGUGAGUACUGGCAGUCAAGAUUUGAUGGAACAACAAAUUCCUGCACCUCUAAUUACAAAUGCAAGUGGUAGGUACGCUGAUUGGGAUCAGCACAUGAACCAAAGUGUGCCCUCAACAAGUGAAGUACCAUCUGAACUUGAAGCUUAUUUAACAAAGCCUCCAAUCCCUCGAAGUGAAACUUUUGACAUACUCACUUGGUGGAAGAGUAACUUAGUUGAGUAUCCCACUCUUUCUCGUAUGGCUCAUGAUGUCUUAGUUGUUCCUGCAUCGACAGUUGCAUCUGAGUCAGCUUUCAGUACAGGAAGAAGAAUAAUAUCAGAUUUUCGAAGCCGGUUAACUCCAAAAACUGUGGAAGCACUGAUAUGUUUGCAAGAUUGGAUGCGGGCCUCAGGUUCGUCAAAAUUCUGCAUGGAAGGGAUUGAGGAUUUUGUCGAGGUACCUAAUCCAGAAGAAUGACAUGCUUAAAUUACUAAUUUCUAAAAUAUUUUUCUGGUCAUCAUGGGGUCCAAAUGCAUUGGAUUGUUCCAUGAACCUGUUGCUGUUGAUCACUCCUUUAUUUAUGGUCUGUUCAUCUGGUAGUUGUAUUGUUUAUUUAUAGUCUUCUUAUCAAGACCAUUAGGCACACCUUGAUUCAGACCGCAUUUAGAAGAAAGAGGAAGAACAUGUGUGAAUAAAUAAGCAGUGUCAUACAUUCAAGACCGCAAUUUUUGAGUAAAAGUAUCUGAACUAAUUUACCAGAACAUAGCAUCUAGUAUUUGGGGUAAAAGUAUCUGAACUAGAACAUAACAUCUAGUAUUUGGGUCUGCAAUUUUUUCUCAGUUGUUUUCUGUUCAUUUUAACUCAAUCAUGCUAUAAUCUUUCAGACUUUUGGCUUGGAUUUCUGUAGCAGAUCUGGUAGUUCUUAUAAUGAGCGUCCAAAGCAGAAGCUCAAGACUCCAAAUGUGGUGAAGCCAGUAGCAUGUCUCACUGAGAGGGUUCUGAUUGUUGGACGAUGAUGAAUUAGCACUCGUGUGUUCUUUUCUGAAUGUUAAAUGCAAUUCCAAUCCUUGGAUGGUAUGAGAUUAUACAGUUUCUUCUGUACAAGUUAUAUCAUAAUUAACAUCUUGUAAGAAAGCUCUUUUGUUCCAAGGUAAAAAUGUUAGCAAAAUAUAUUUAUUGCUGA